AUGUCAUUAAGUUCACAAAUGCAUGCACAUUUUGCUCAACCUCUUCAAGCCGCUGCAGCAGCAGCUGUUGCAGCUGCAAUGGCUGUUAGUAAUUCAUCGGCAAGUUCGACAUCUGACAAUCAUCCUCUAACACCAAUUCAUCACACAGUAACAAAAACAGAGUGGAUGGAAUCUAUUGAACAACAACAUAUUGAACGUGCUACAUUGAAUCGUUUAAUUAUCAAUUAUUUAGUUACAGAAGGUUUUAAAGAAGCUGCUGAAAAAUUUGCUCAAGAAGCUGGUAUUCAGUUGACAAAUGUUGAUUUAACAAGUCUUGGCGAACGUAUUCGAAUUCGUGAAGCGAUUGAAAGUGGAAAUAUUCAUGACGCAAUUAAUUUAAUUAAUUUAAAAGCACCAGAAUUACUAGAUCAAAGUAGACAAUUGACAUUUCAUUUAAAACAACAACAAUUAAUUGAAUUGAUUCGUGGUAAUUUAAUUGAUGAAGCAUUAAAUUAUGCUCAGAUACAUUUGGCUGAAUUUGCUGAAGAAGAUGUUAAAAUGCGACAAGAACUAGAAAAAACUAUGGCAUUAUUGAUCUUUGACAAAGCUUUGGAAUCUCCGUACGGGUAUUUAAUGCAAUUAUCACAUCGACAGCAAGUGGCAAAUGAAAUUAAUUCAGCUCUAUUAAUAUAUCAAAAUGAUGAAUCAGAGUCAGAUUUAUCGGUACUCGUACGAAUGGCACAUUACAUGCAAGAUAAAUUAGAUCAAAAAAGUUUACGCUAUCCAAAGAUGAAUGAUAUUAGUAGUGGAAGAUUGGAAGAUCCAUAA
Didymodactylos carnosus is the source of this 807-nucleotide messenger RNA. The record is from the annotation of a GenBank genome assembly. NCBI's taxonomy places the organism in Eukaryota, Metazoa, Rotifera, Eurotatoria, Philodinida, Philodinidae.